This is a messenger RNA of Phytophthora sojae, 270 nucleotides long. RefSeq lists its product as hypothetical. The record is from RefSeq and is a predicted model, not a curated record. The coding region runs from base 1 to 270 and encodes 89 amino acids. The transcript has a single exon. NCBI's taxonomy places the organism in Eukaryota, Oomycota, Peronosporomycetes, Peronosporales, Peronosporaceae. Gene Ontology annotation, molecular function: protein dimerization activity.
AUGAAUUCCAAGACGAGCAGCCACGAAGUUUGCGCGUGGAUGAGAAGCUUGGACCAGUUUCCAAGAAUUCAGCUCAUGGCCCGUGACUUUCUUGCUGUCAUGGCGACUUCAGUUCCUAGCGAGCAGGCUUUUUCAGCAGCUGGUACAACAGUGAGCAAACGACGCGCACGCCUCGGUGACGACGCCGUCACAGCCAUCUCUGAGCUGCAAUCGUUUCUGGAUUUCAACGAAGCAACUCUCAAACUUGAAGCCGACGGGACCAGCGAAUAG